AUGAACUCGUACGUUGAUAUGGAGAUCCGUAAGCUGGCCACGAUGGUGCUACUCGACUUAACGGCUUAUCACUACGAGUUUAUUCAGCAACGCUUGAAUCAUCAUCCCUGCUACAAGAAAUCGGCCAAAUUUGUGAUCCUUAUGGGUGGCGCCAGCUUCGAUCGGAAGGAAACGGCAUUGAAGUAUCUGCACAAGUUUGAAAUCCUUAACUUUGUGCUCAUCCCUUUCACGAAUUCGUCCGAAUCCGUCUCGGUGUAUACCUGGAAUCAGUACACUGGGCAGGAGCACUACUUCCGUUCAACCGAUCGUCCGGUACACCGCUUUUUCCCCGACAAACUGCGCAAUCUUAAUGGUUACCGAUUCACGAUGUACGGCGUCACCAACUAUCCGUAUUUGAUGUACGGUUCCAAAGGGAAAGGAUACGGCCUGGUACCAAACUUUGUGAACAUUGUAAUCCGGAAGCGUUGCAAUGGUACGACCUACCACAGCGAUGAUUCCCUACUGCGCAACGUAAUGGAUGCGAAUUUUAACCUCCAGGACGAGCGGUUCAGCUUUAAAAACACGAUAUACUUUCGGGAGGAAACGGGCAUUUAUCUCGUAUGUCCCGUGCGCUCCGUGCGUGACUUUCUCCGGCAUCUGCUGAAACCGUUCUCGCUCGGGAUAUGGCUCAUUCUGGGUGGAUUGUUCGCGCUGUGUCGAGUGGCUGAGAUUCUGUUCCCGACCAUAUACCGGUACGAUCUGAUCGCCGUAACGUUCUUCGGCGGUGGUGGCGCUGAGUAUCGGCAACCUUUUGCCUUCCGCAUCGUCACGCUGACCCUUGCGGUGCUGAUGUUCUUCCUGUCCGAAGCGUAUAAUACGAAAAUUAUCUCACUGAUGUCGUUCGCAAAGUUUACUGAGCAGCCGCAAACACUUGAUGCGAUACAGCAGUCGGACCUUCGAGUGUUUAGUGAUUUCCCGUACAUUAUUCUGCCGAAACAUGGUGCAUAUCAAGCAGGCGGUUUAAUCAGUCACUUUUUUAACGAUGUUGGGCGCAAAAAGCUCAACCUGUCGUACGUCUUUCAGAUAAUUGACGAUGAGGAAGUGGAGGCAUCAUUCAAUGCGGCCUCAUUUCGGGAGCACUUUCAGCACGAGAUAGAUUUGCGUGAAAUGGGAGGCAUGUGUAUGCUCUGUCCCGUUGAUACGGGGCGUGAUUUUCUUACCCAUCUGCUGAAGCCUUUCUCGUACGGUAUCUGGAUUGUGUUGGGAGCAGUGUAUCUGGUCUGCCAGUUUCUGCAACAUCGCUACCCAGCCAUUUUUUGCUACGAUCUCACAUUGCUAACAUUCUUCGGAGGUGGUGGCGUUGAGUACAGGCAAGCGUUUGCGUUUCGUAUCGCCCUUCUUAUCCUGGCCAUGUUACUAUUCUUUCUCUCCGAAGCGUACAACACAAAGAUCAUCUCACUGAUGUCAUUGUCAAAGUUCUACGAACGACCAGAAACGAUGUUUGAGUUCCGGGCAACGGAUUUUCGCAUCGUACUCGAAACACCUAGACCUUUACUGUUGGGAGAUCUUUACCCUAAGGUGCUCAACCCUAGAGAAACUGCUCGCCUGCGCCGGAAGCUCGGCAUUCGAUUGUAUCGUCACUAUUGUACGAUCAUAGCAUGCGGCGAUGCCUGGUUGAUCGCAUUGUCCGAGUUUGAGGCAGAUUCCUUUCCGAUGUACGUGUUGCGCGAGAAAGCGAUCGAAGCUACGCAAUCGAUGCAGUUUGCCAAGAACUCACCGAUCGCCGGAACGAUGAAGCGCUACUUUGGGCUGUACUGCGACACGGGCCUGUGGCAGCGGCAAAAGGAUCGGCACAAUCUCAUUCUGGAAGGACUUUCCCUAAUGAGGGAAACGUUUUCGGAGGUAAUCUUCUACUACGAGGAUCUACAGUGCGUUUGGAUUUUGGUGGUGGUUGGAUGGUUGAUCAGUAUGAUCGUGUUUGUGGGAGAGGUGGUUUGGUGUCGAAUGCAUAAAUCAAAACAAAAACCAUGUCGUGUGGUGGUGCUUUGCGGGGAUGCAUUGCCACACAAAGUUUCAUAGAUUAUUUCCAGUAACAGUGGUUUCUGCAAGC
This is a messenger RNA of Anopheles gambiae (African malaria mosquito), 2089 nucleotides long. RefSeq lists its product as uncharacterized. Lineage: Eukaryota; Metazoa; Arthropoda; Insecta; Diptera; Culicidae. Bases 1 to 2058 code for a protein of 685 amino acids. The transcript is spliced from 3 exons. The record is from RefSeq and is a predicted model, not a curated record.